GCUCAGCUUCCCUUGAAGCUCACCCCGACCAACUUUGCGUCGUGGCGUUCGCAACUGAAAACCCUCCUCAUGGGGCUUGAUCUAAUCGGCUACAUAGAUGGGACCACCGUCGCCCCACAGUAAUCCAUCACGGCGGACUCUGUCACCGUUCUGAAUCCGGCUUAUCAUAACUGGUUCAGGCAAGACAAACUAAUUCUUCACGCAUGAGAUGUUCAAUUGAUGAAUCGAUUUACUCCUUUGUCUCUGCCGCUUCCACCGCCCGCGCCGCCUGGUUGACUCUGGAAAAGCUGUACGCGAGCAAUGCUCAGUCGCGUAUCAUUUACUUGAAGGGGAAGCUUGCUAAAACUUCCAAAGGCGACCAUGAUAUCCUCUCAUUUGUUAACGAUCUGAAGACCACUGCCACUGAACUCGCCCUUAUUGGUGAGCCGGUUAAAGAUAUUGACCUCAUUGCCUAUUGUCUUCGUGGCCUUGGAGCGAUUACCAAUCCUUCUCUGCUGUCGUUCGUGCCCGCGGUCCUGAACUCACUCUUGAGGAUUUGGUUGAUUCGUUGGUGGAGUACGAGGCAGACCUUAAAGCUCGGCUGUCUACCUCUGUUCCGACGGCCUUUUACACACAGGGGCAACGUCAUGGCGGCUCCUCCCACUCUCGUGCUCCCAGAGGGUCGCCACAGCCCAACCACUCUUUCUUCUCCGCGUGGGCCCGCUGGCCUACUUCAGUGUCCUCCCGGCCCAUCCCAUCGCCACCUCCCAGGCCCAUUGACUCGACUCUACUGUCACUCCAGGAAUUGGCCAAGUGUAACCACUUCCUAAAGCGUAGUAUAGCGGGUUUAGGUUUAAUUAUCAACCUGGGUCCUAGAUUUGCUGACUACUCAGUGAGUUCUUGUUAUUUAGCAAUAAAACUGGAGUGCAAGUCUAAUCUACCAAACAAACAAAGCAAGUAAACUGGUUGUAUUCAGGUUAAAGAGGUCACCCGGAUAUGAUUCCCCCUAGACUGCAGUUAAGCCAGAUUGUAAUUACCAAGUUCAGUUUCUAUGAAGAUUAUACUGCGGAAGGUUCUUAAACAGCCUGAAGUCUCGACUAAAGGUCUUCAGAUCCUCUCAAUCUGACUCUCUAGCGGGCGACUAACCUCCACCGGAGUCGACAGAUUGAGGCCCUAAGAACAAAACCUCCACUACCGGAGUAAAUCCGGUACAGAAUAGUGAGUUGGCUCCUCGACUAAAGUCACCAACUCCCUACCUUCAAUCAAGGAUACUCUAUUAACCUAGGCAGAUAUUCUCAUUCUAGGUUAAAGCAGAAACAACAGGAAUUUGAUCAGAACCUCGAUCGAAUAUAAUCAAAUCAUAGAAUCAGU
Linum trigynum is the source of this 1350-nucleotide messenger RNA. NCBI's taxonomy places the organism in Eukaryota, Viridiplantae, Streptophyta, Magnoliopsida, Malpighiales, Linaceae. The record is from the annotation of a GenBank genome assembly.